Messenger RNA from Sardina pilchardus (European sardine), 720 nucleotides. RefSeq names its product C-C motif chemokine 19-like. Gene Ontology annotation, molecular function: chemokine activity. Gene Ontology annotation, biological process: immune response. The record is from RefSeq and is a predicted model, not a curated record. Lineage: Eukaryota; Metazoa; Chordata; Actinopteri; Clupeiformes; Clupeidae. The transcript is spliced from 4 exons. Bases 106 to 381 code for a protein of 91 amino acids. Gene Ontology annotation, cellular component: extracellular region.
AGAUCACUCUCCCUUUUUUCGCCACCUCACCUGAGCGAGCAUCCUCCCAUCCCAGAGAGCAGCGAGAGAGAGAGACACAGCGCCUCACACCUUGCACCAGACAGAAUGAUGACUCGCAUCGCACUUCUCCUUCUUGCUGCAUCCCUGUACUGGAGCUGCACCACAGGCGCAGACAUAGCCUUAGAUUGCUGCCUGUCCAUCACGGAUAAACCCCUUCCUCGCUCAUUGGCACAGUCGUAUAAAUUAUCCGACGCAGGAUGCACCGUCAAGGCCACUGUGAUCACCACCAAGAGAGGACUGCAGGUGUGUGUCCCUCCUCCAGAAAAGAGUCAAUGGGUGAGGAAGCUCAUCGCUGCUCUGAAUAAAAGAGGUUCCCAGUGAGUACGUCAGGGGAGGAGAGGAAGCGAAGAGGGAUGACUCCAUGUCAAAGAGGCACAGUUGAAGUCCCGUACCUUGAUGAUGACGAUAGUUCACUCCAUGCGGCUGGCAAGGAAUGUUCUGCAUGAUGGAAUCUUGCGAGAGUCGAAAGCUGUGUGAAGCCAGCGCAGUUUUAUUUGUUGUAUAUUGUUUCUACUUACCUACUGUGGUACUUGGUGCCUUUUGAUGUUCUCAUAUUUUCUGACAGUUUUUUUUUACCCCAUUAAGUAUGCUUUCAUGUGUAAAUGUGCAUUCUCCCCACAAGUUUCUAUGUGAUGUUUUUUUUAUAAAAUAAAUAAAUAA